GAUACUCAAACCGGUUUGAGGUAAAGACGCCCGCGCCUACUCAGAAACCUUUCGACAGAGGAAGAAAAGGUUAAGAAAAGUUUCUCUUUGGAUCUUAUUCACUCCUCCCAAUAGCUUUGAUUUGAAGAGCUCUACGUCUUCUUCCUCCUCCCAGAUGGGUGAGCUAGUAGCUGACAAGCAUGUACGUUACAUUAUCAUGGCAGAAAAGAAGAAAGAGAGUUUUGAGACACUGGUGAUGGAUCAUCUAAGAAUGAAUGGUGCUUACUGGGGACUCACAACUCUAACCUUACUCGACAAGCUUGGCUCUGUUUCCGUCGAUGAAGUGGUUUCAUGGCUCAUGACGUGCCAGCACGAAUCUGGUGGCUUUGCAGGAAACACUGGACAUGAUCCACAUGUUUUAUACACACUGAGUGCUGUACAAAUAUUGGCCCUCUUUGACAAACUAGACAUUCUUGACGUUGGAAAAGUCAAAGCAUGUCUGUAGGGCUUCCCUUCUUGAGUACCCUAGAGUCAAAGCAAUAGAUCCAGCCUACGCUUUGCCUGUUGAUGUCAUCAACCGGAUCAUACUCAACAACUGAAGGCAGAUAAUUGCACUGAUAUAACACUAAUAUGGUCAAUAUGAAGGCAGGUCCUGGACCACAUUCUCCAUAUCAGAAACAGUAGAGUAUCUCUUUGCUAGCUUCAACAGCUGCUACUGCAAGGUCUAGGUGAAGAUCUGAGUCCCUCUAGUGUUUCUCAAGCGAUGCUAACUUCAUUGUGGCUUAUGAUUGUAACCAAUUUAUUUUCAAGUACUCUGAAUGUUUAUGGUUCCUUUUGAUUAUUUGUUCAUAUAACACUAUAACACUAUUGUCCCUCUUUAAGCAUUUCUUUUAAGGCUUUUGCAUGAAAAUUUUGAAAAUUGUAAUGUUAGAAUUAAGGAUUUGAAUGUC
Molecule: messenger RNA, 929 nt
Organism: Raphanus sativus (radish)
Lineage: Eukaryota; Viridiplantae; Streptophyta; Magnoliopsida; Brassicales; Brassicaceae
Product: geranylgeranyl transferase type-2 subunit beta 1
Exons: 4
Coding region: 155-484 (109 amino acids)
Biological process (GO): protein geranylgeranylation
Cellular component (GO): Rab-protein geranylgeranyltransferase complex
Molecular function (GO): Rab geranylgeranyltransferase activity
Source: RefSeq, a predicted model, not a curated record